CAUCCCUUUUAUUUUCUUCUCUCCCAAAUUCUGCUCAAAUCUUUGGUGAUGGAGCAAAAACUCUGAACUCGGCUCCGGUGGAAAUGAGAGGCAAAGUUAUGCAACACCACUGAAACCUGAUCGGACAAAUAUUGAAGAAGAACUUGGCUGCAUUAGGCUCUUCAUUUUUGGGAUUUGAAGAGUAUUUGCUCUUGGUUUUUCAUUUUUCUCAAAUUACUUCUAUGAAAGUUGCCAAAUCUCACUGUAUAGAACUAUAGGCCAUGAUUUUCUCUAAGAUUUCUAACAUCAGACCAUUCUCUACCUUCCUUUUGCCUGCCAAUUCUCAAUCUCUCUCCCUUGUUUCUCUAUUGAAGAGUGGUUUCACUCCCACCACCACUCACUUCAAUCAAUUCCUCCUCUUCCUUUCUAAAUCCAAAAGAUUCAAACUUAUCAUAGACUUGGUGAAAUCGAACCAAUUCAAGGGAGACUCCAAGACACGCAGAAUUUUCAUACAAGCCCUUGUCAAAGAGGAUAAAUAUGAUGAGGCAGUUCAGUACUUGAAGGGGAAGAAUACCCAGAUGCAGAAAAGCCUAUUUGAUUCAUUAAUUCAACCCCUCUGUAAAAGAAACCCCGAAAAGGCGCUUUACAUACUGCAGGAUUGUUCAGUGAGUGAUGGUGUUUUGCUUUCUUCGUACACUUUCUCUUCAUUGAUUUGCUGUUUAUCUAGUCAGGGAAAGAUGGAUGAGGUUAUUCAAGUGAUAGAGUUGAUGAACAAUGAGAAAAAUAAAUACCCAUUUGAUAAUUUUGUAUGUAGUUGUGUGAUUUCUGGGUUUUUGAGUGUUGGAAAGGCUGAGCUUGCGGUUAAGUUCUUUGAGAAUGCUGCGAGCUUAGGUUAUUUGAAGCCCAACGUUGUUACUUAUACAGGACUAUUAAGUGCUUAUAGUAGGUUAGGAAGAAUCAACGAGGUUUCGGAUUUGGUUGCUAGGAUGCAGAUAUAUGGAUUAGAAUUAGAUGUUGUGUUUUACAGUAAUUGGAUACAUGGGUAUUUUAGGGAAGGAGCAAUUGAAGAGGCACUCUGCAGACACAAUGAUAUGGUGUGUAGGAGAAUUGAGUUGGAUACAAUAAGCUAUACAAUACUUAUUGAUGGGUUUUCAAAGGAGGGGCAUGUGGAGAAAGCAGUUGGUUUCCUAUACACAAUGAAAAAACGUGGUCUGCAACCUAAUUUGGUUACUCUUACAGCAGUGAUAUUAGGAUUUUGCAAGAAACGGAAACUAUGUGAGGCGUUUGCAGUGUUUAAGAUGGUUGAAGAUUUGCAGAUUGAAGCUGAUGAGUUUAUCUAUGCAGUGUUAAUUGAUGGUGUGUGCAGAAAGGGUGAUAUAGAACGCGCAUUUGAGCUGCUCGGUGAAAUGGAGAAGAAAGGCAUAAAAGCUAGUGUUGUCACAUACAACACCAUUAUUAAUGGAUUGUGCAAAGCAGGGAGGAUGAUUGAGGCUGAUGAUGUGUCUAAGAGAAUCCCCGGAGAUAUUAUCACAUAUAGUACGUUGUUACAUGGUUAUAUGCUAGAAGAAAAUGUCACAGGAAUGCUAGAAACAAAAAAUCGAGUUGAAGCAGCUGAUGUUUCUUUAGAUGUUACUAUGUGCAACUUGCUUAUAAAAGGCCUGUUUAUGAUGGGGUUGUUUGAGGAUGCUCUUUCCAUUUAUAAGAAAAUAUCGGAUAUGGGCUUAACUUCCAAUUUUGUUACUUACUGUACAAUGAUUGAAGGUUACUCAAAAGUAGGAAUGCUAGAUGAGGCACUUGAAAUAUUUGAUGAAUUUCGGAAGGCAUCUAUAACUUCAGCUGCAUGUUACAAUUGCACCAUUCAGGGGCUUUGUGACAAUGACAUGCCGGACAUGGCAGUUGAAGUAUUUGUUGAACUAAUAGAUCGAGGUCUGCCUUUAAGUACAAGGAUUUAUAUGAUAUUGAUCAAAAAGAUCUUUGGAGUUAAGGGUGCUGAUGGAGUUGUAGAUUUGUUUCAGAGAUUGGGAAGAAUUGAGCACGAAAAAUUUGGUUCAUUGUGUAGCGAUGCUGUCUCUUUCCUGUGCAACAAAGGAUUAUCAGAGGCUGCAUUCGAUCUAUUAAUGGUGUUCCAAAGUAAUGGUUUUGUACUAAGCAAGAACUCUUACUAUCUUAUAAUGAGAUCUCUUCUCUAUGGUGGCAAAACCUAUUUGACUGGCCUCCUUUUGACAACAUUCAUAAAAAAUUAUGGGAUGUUUGAGCUUAGAGAAAAGGAGAUACUUGUGUACUUUCUUUGCAUAAAAAAUGUAGAAACUGCACUCCGGUUUCUUGCUACUAUGAAAGGUGACGUAUCUGCGGUAACUUUUCCUGCUAUAGUUUUGAGGACACUGACAAAAGGUGGCCGAUAUCUGGAUGCUUUUGACCUUGUUGUGGGAGCGGGAGAUAAGCUACCACUCUUGGAUGUGGUUGACUACUCAAUUGUUAUUGACGGCCUUUGCAAAGGAGGACAUAUUGACAGGGCAUUAGAUCUCUGUAAUUUCGCCAAGAAUAAAGGAAUUUCUUUCAAUAUUGUAACCUACAACUCAGUUAUCAAUGGGUUGUGUCGUCAAGGGUGCGUGGUUGAAGCUUUUCGGUUAUUUGAUUCAUUAGAAAAGAAUAAUAUAGUUCCUUCAGAAAUCACAUAUGGUAUACUCAUUGACACUUUAUCAAAAGAAGGUCUUUUAGAAGAUGCGAGGAGGUUGUUUGAGGAAAUGUCUCUAAAGGAUCUUAGACCGAAUACUCGCAUAUACAAUUCAUUAAUUGAUGGAUGCAGCAAGUUAGGUCAAGUCCAGGAAACUUUGAAGCUUCUUCUUGAUUUGCAAGCUAAAGGCCUAACUCCAGAUGAAUUCACUGUCGGUGCAGUACUUAACAGCUAUUGUCAGAAGGGUGACAUGGAGGGAGCUCUUGGGUUCUUUUCUGAGUCCAAAAUGAGAGGUACACUACCUGAUUUCUUGGGUUUCAUGUACUUGGUGAGAGGCUUAUGUGAUAAAGGAAGGAUGGAAGAAUCUCGAUGCAUUUUGAGGGAGAUGUUUCAAUCAAAAUCUGUCAUUGAUCUUCUUGAUAGAGUUGAAAGUGAAAUUGAAACAGAGUCAAUUAGAAGUUUUCUUUCUCUGUUGUGUGAGCAAGGAAGCAUCCAAGAGGCAGUUAAUAUUCUCAAUGAAGUGGUGUCCAUGUUUUUCCCUGUUAGAAAGAAGAGAGUCGAUUCUAAAGACUCAUCCUGCAAAUACAAAACAGAUAUAGACUCCAGAUCAUGCGAGAGUUGGAAAUUGGUGAAGGCAUCAAAUAACCGUCAUAAUCAAGACACUCAAAUAACGCAGUUCCUCGACUUCAAUUCUUAUUAUUCUUGUAUUGCUUUAUUGUGUUCAAAAGGGGAGUAUGAUAAUGCUAAUGAUGUGGCAAAAAUUGUUACUGGUUUCACGUAGAGCUUAUUUGUCUUUAGACAAAAUUGACUAGCUUCUCUAGAUAUGGUUUGAGCUCUUCUUGCCGGAACAAAGAACCAUACAAUCAUACAAGAGCUAUAUUGGGUGGAAAAAGAAUUGGAAGCCUAAGGGUGUGGCCUAGUGGUCUAGGAAGUGGUUGAGAAUCUUGCGGUCUCAGGUUCAAAACUCAACGGAGUCAAAAAAACAUUAUGUGAUUCUACACAUCUCUCUUGGCCUUGGUGGACAGAGUUACCUGAUACCUAUUGCUGGUGGGAGGUAUCCCGUGGAAUUAGUCGAGGUGUGCAAAAGCUGGCUCGGACACCACGGUCAUAAAAAAAAGUCUUGGCCUCUAAAGCUAGGUGUUAGGAAACUUGGCACGAUGGAUAAAGUAGUAUUCUUUCUAAAGCAGAAGCACAGGGGAAUUUGAACCUUCUUGCAAAGGCCAUUCAAGACUGUGGCAACUUUGUGGCAUUUUAUCUGCACUUUUGCAGACUAUACAUAAAGCUUUAGGCGAUGUCUCACUGUCAUUCCCAGUGUUAUUGCAUUAAUUUUACAUGUCACUUUUACAGACUAUACAUAAUAUUUGCACACGUCACUUGUUUGGUUAUAAAUUUCUUUCCCUUCUGCUUUCAUCAUUCAAAAGGUGAGUUGGAACGAGUAUUUAUCCGUUAAGGUAAAGCUUAUUUCAUUGUUGUUACUUGUAGCUCCUGUUGCAGUAUUAGUGAGACAGAUGAGACUAGUGACUCAGCGACCUAGCUUAUUACAUACUGUGUUACAGUGUUUGAUGACAUUGAUAAAUUAAACACCACUGUCUUUGACAUUAUCCUACAGAUUUUCGAGAGUGGGUCAUAUUUGGAUUUCCCUUGGAAGACAGAUUGCUUUAUGGGAUGUUCUGGUUAUCUUGGCAUCGAGGAUUGGAAGUGAAAGAUGUUCUGAUUGCAUGUGUCUAGGUGAAUCUGGGAAAUUUGCAAGCCACCUUUCAAGCAUUUUUUACGAGUACUCAGAAGAUGCAAAAAGACAAACCAUGAUUGCAAUUUAUAUGAAUAUAUUUAACUGAGGGAGAGAAGCGAUUCUAGCCUGGGUUUUCUCUAUUCCUUGGAUGACGUGAUUGUUUUUCUUCAGUUUUCUAUCACUAAUUAUGUGUAUUUUCAGGCUUCAAGCUAGCCCCUCCUUGUGAGAAAAAAAAAGUGGCUGUUUUCCAUCUGCAGUUUUGUCUCGAUAUGUUUGGACGAAUAAUAUUGUUGUUACAGUAUUGAAGGCAGGCAUGUAAACAGUUCUGCGGGGAAGUUAGUACUUGGGAUUUGUUAGAGUGGAUGGCAAUCACUUGUUGAGAAUGAUUCUGAUCUGUAGAAGGCGCUUUGGUGGGGACCUUCAUGGACAGUAAGAGAUUGCAGUCAGUUUGAUAAUGAUGGAGUGACAUUGCUUCUUUGGCUGGAUCACUUGGAUAUGGUGCAUACAACGCUCGAUUUCUUCAUUCUGGAUUUCUCCAUUCCUUCCCUAUGUCUUUCUAGAAACCGUCUAGGUAAUUUGCGCUAUACAAAGUUCAUGAUGCAGAAGUCAGAACUCAUUUGGUUCGUCCUAUUGGUGCGACCCAUCCAAAAUAAGUAUCUUCAAAUAAAUGUGAGAAUUCCAAUGACUGUAAUUGUCUUUUUUUGUUAGCCUAUAGAUAACAGAAUAGAUGCUUACAGUGAUAUGCUUUAGGGCACAAACAAGUUAUCCUUCAGAACUCAGGAUUAUAAGACCUUAAGAGAGUCAUUUUUUUUUUCCAUAUUGAAAAGAUCAAGUUUAGUAAAUAUACAAGUUAAAUAUAGAUUACUUUUA
This is a messenger RNA of Solanum tuberosum (potato), 5252 nucleotides long. RefSeq names its product pentatricopeptide repeat-containing protein At5g57250, mitochondrial. The coding region runs from base 261 to 3434 and encodes 1057 amino acids. Lineage: Eukaryota; Viridiplantae; Streptophyta; Magnoliopsida; Solanales; Solanaceae. Gene Ontology annotation, molecular function: protein binding. The transcript has 4 exons. The record is from RefSeq and is a predicted model, not a curated record.